AUGAACGCUUUACGGCGACUUCUUUUCUUUGAGAAACAACUUUCCCCGCCAGCAACAACAACCACCCUCAGCACCAUGGCAGACUACGGCAAGCUCCCAGCAGGCGUGAAGCUCGAUGUGAAGCCAUUCAAAGCCCACGUUGAUGAACAGAAGCUGCAAGACUUCAAGACUCUGGCCAAACUCUCGCCAGUGGCUCCUGCGAACUACGAGAACUCCGACACAUCAGUCGAUCGCCGAUAUGGUGUCUCGAGAGACUGGAUCCUGAACGCCAAGGACCACCUACUCAAUCAGUUCGACUGGAGAAAGCAGGAAGACAAGAUCAACAGCUAUCCAAACUUCACAGCCCAGGUGAAGGACGACGUCGGCAACGAUUUGACCAUUCAUUUCGUGGCGCUCUUCUCCGAGAAGAAGGACGCAAUGCCUCUCGCGCUGUUCCAUGGUUGGCCAGGCAGCUUCCUCGAAUUUUUACAGAUAUUGGAUCUCCUCAAGCAGAAAUACGGCCCACAAGACCUGCCAUAUCACGUCAUCGUACCCAGCAUCCCCGGCUACGCCUACUCGUCAGGUCCACCUCUGAAGGGAGACUACGCUUUGGAGAAUGCCUCAGAGGCUCUGAACAAUCUCAUGGUUGGACUGGGCUUUGGAUCAGGCUACAUUGCACAAGGUGGUGAUCUUGGAGCCUUCGUCAGCCGCCACCUAGCGGCCCACAACGAUGCCUGCAAAGGCAUGCACCUCAACUUUGCCCCUAUCCCACGCCCAAAGAAUGCAGAUGAACUAGAAAUGUCCAAAGUUGAGCAGGACGCUCUGCCAAGAGGACUCUGGUUCCGCGAAGUUGGUGCUGCAUAUUCGCACGAGCACGGCACCCGCACAGCGACCAUCGGACACUGUCUUAGUGCCAGCCCCAUUGCUUUGCUCAGUUGGAUCGGCGAGAAGUUCCUCGAGUGGUCAGAUGAAGAUCCACCACUUGACUUGAUCUUGGAGAGCGUUACCUUGUACUGGAUGACGGACUCUUUCCCAAGAUGCAUCUAUCCAUAUCGUGGCUUAUCCGGCGACGAUGAGCGUCCUCGCAUUGCGAAGGUGAACGGUCGCGGACGCGAGCGACCAUACGUCGAGAAGCCUUCAGGAUACUCGUUCUUCCCGAAGGAGCUUGUGCCCAUGCCAAAGAGCUGGGUCGCUCAGACCUGCAAUAUGGUAUCUGCCUCGGUCCACGAGACUGGAGGUCACUUUGCGGCGAUGGAGAAGCCAAAAGAGCUCUUGGCCGAUAUUGAGGAGUACCUGCAAAAGGCGUGGACAGGCCAGUCUAGCAAGUUGUGA
This is a messenger RNA of Fulvia fulva, 1311 nucleotides long. RefSeq names its product Putative epoxide hydrolase. Gene Ontology annotation, biological process: epoxide metabolic process. The coding region runs from base 1 to 1311 and encodes 436 amino acids. Gene Ontology annotation, molecular function: epoxide hydrolase activity. The transcript has 4 exons. NCBI's taxonomy places the organism in Eukaryota, Fungi, Ascomycota, Dothideomycetes, Mycosphaerellales, Mycosphaerellaceae. The record is from RefSeq and is a predicted model, not a curated record.